UAUUUGACAUGUCGGAUAAUGGCGCUUCUGUCAAAUUUCAAAUGUGUGAAAUAAAUCCCGCAAAUUCUCCUUUCUUACUCCGCCAGUUGAUUCCCAGUGAGGGAAGCGUUUCUAUAGACGACUACUUGAAUGCAGUGGUUAUGCUCAUGCCCGGAUACGUAGACAGUGACUUCAUACUCAUUUUUCAGUGCACGUCCAGUGGCCGUCGCUCCUCUAUUUGAAUGGAUUUAUCGUAAAGAAAACAAACAAGCUGCCAUCUAUGUGUUCGCGCUGAUUUACAGACAUGUAAGGAAACGUGAAGAUUAUCGAUUCUUUCCGACGGACUGUUGCGUUUAGGUGGCAGCAAUGGUGGAAGCAUGUGCUCCUUCCUCUUAGAGGAAUAAUGCUGAAAUUGAUGAAUGUGGAGUCGCUCUAAAUCAUCAGAAUACAAUGAACACCACUCUUACACCCUCGGACCUGGUGGAUGUGCCAAGACUGCAGACCUUCAAUGGCACCCUGGGUAACCAGACCCCCUCGGGCUGGGCCGUGAUCCACACUGCUACCUUGACUUUUUGUUCUCUCCUCCUCAUCUUUAUCUUCUUCCUGGGCUCUUACGGCAAUCUUGUGGUGUUCCUGUCUUUUUUCGACCCGGCGUUUCGCAAGUUCCGCACCAACUUUGACUUCAUGAUCCUCAACCUGUCCUUCUGCGACUUGUUCAUUUGUUGCGUGACCGCUCCCAUGUUUGCGCUGGUGCUCUUCCUGGAUGCAGGCGGAGGGGACGGCGUGUCAAAGAGUUUCUGCUUCGCCUUCCACUUGACCAGUUCGGGCUUCAUCAUCAUGUCCCUGGAGACGGUGGCUGUCAUUGCUUUGCACAGACUCCGCAUGGUUUUGGGACAGCAGCCCAACCGCACUGCUUCCUUCCCCUGCACGCUGGCCCUGACCGCCCUGCUGUGGACAUCCAGCUUCACAAUCGCUGCUCUCCUCACCAUGCGUGCAUACCCACGCAAAGAUGGACCCUGCUUGCCCCACUUUGGCCUGGGGAGUGGGCAGGCCAGGGUUGUGUUGUACGUCUACCUGGCAGAUUUUGCCUUUUGUGUUGCUGUGGUGUCUGUGUCGUAUCUGAUGAUUGCUCAGACCCUGAGGAAGAACGCGCAAGUAAGGAAAUGCCCAAUCAUCACUGUAGAUGCCACCUGCCCUCCACCCCCACCACCUCUCAUUGCAGCAGGCUUUGAGAGCAUGCAGUGUGCCGUUCAAGGCCCCUCUCUGUACCGUAACCAGACUUACAACAAACUGCAGAAUGUACAAACGCACGCCUAUGCCAACAGGACCAACCAGCCGGCAGUUCCAGGGGCCGCCCAAGGAGCCACCUGCUGUCAGCUGGUCUCCACAGUCAACUUAGCCACAGCCAAAGACUCCAAGGCAGUUGUCACCUGUGUAGUUAUAGUGUUCUCUGUGUUACUCUGCUGCCUACCGAUGGGAGUUUCACUGGCGCAGGAUGUUUUGUCACCAGAAAGCAGCUUUGCACAUUACCAGUUCGAACUGUGUGGCUUUGUGCUCAUUUUUCUCAAAUCAGGCAUCAAUCCGUUUGUGUACUCGCGCAACAGUGCAGGCCUCCGCCGCCGCGUGCUGUGCUGCAUUCAGUGGGCCGCGCUUGGAUUUCUGUGCUGCAAGCAAAAGACACGCCUGCACGCAAUGGGGAAGGGGAGCCUGGAAGUCAAUCGCAAUAAAUCCUCCCAUCACGAGACCAACUCGGCCUACGUGCUGUCACCUAAGCCUCAGAAGAGGCUGGUAGACCAGGCUUGUGGACCCAGUCAUUCCCGGGAUUGCGCUGGCAGUCCCAGGGCGACCGGUACACGCAAACCUCGCCUCCCGAGCACCUCUACACCCAUCAACACCCGGAUUGAGCCCUACUACAGUAUAUACAACAGCAGUCCCUCAGCAGGGCCCAGCUCCCCCACCAGCCUACAGCCUGUCAGCUCUCAGACAUUUGCCUUUGCCAAGUCCUAUGUAGCCAUGCACUACCACACUCACCAAGAUGCUCUGCAGGACUUUGAAAGCACCUCAGUGCACCAGAUUCCUGUGCCCUCGGUAUAAUCAAAGAACAGAAAGCUUUGGACAAUCUCUCCAUGACUUUAAAUCCAAUGUGAAUCAAAGGAGGAACAUGUAAACAGGCCAUUUUUAUGUCUUUGGACUCGGUAUUAACAUUUUUGUUCUCUCCUACAGUAGAAAGAUGUUGCAAUUUUGUGACUGGAGAAAUGACAAGAACCAGAAUUACAGUAUAAACUUUGCCUUGGAAACUGAAACGAGAA
Molecule: messenger RNA, 2288 nt
Organism: Oreochromis aureus
Lineage: Eukaryota; Metazoa; Chordata; Actinopteri; Cichliformes; Cichlidae
Gene: gpr75
Product: G protein-coupled receptor 75
Exons: 2
Coding region: 430-2073 (547 amino acids)
Biological process (GO): G protein-coupled receptor signaling pathway
Cellular component (GO): membrane
Molecular function (GO): C-C chemokine receptor activity
Source: RefSeq, a predicted model, not a curated record